AUGAAGAGGGUGGUCGAUGGUGAAACCCUCCAUCAACCAUUUUGUUGAGUCAGCAAAGAAACAUACUGCCACCUUAGUACCCUAGUAACCUAGUACCAUACAGAGACUACCUUAAUACCCUAGUGCCUUAGUACCCUAGUACCAUACAGAGACUACCUUAGUACCCUAGUGCCUUAGUACCUUAGUACCCUAGUACCUUAGUACCCUCAUACUUUAGUACCCUAGUACCAUACAGAGACUACCUUAAUACCCUAGCACCCUAAUACCAUGCAGAGACUACCUUAAUACCCUAGUACCCUAGUACCAUGCAGAGACUACCUUAAUACCCUAGUGCCUUAGUACCCUAGUACCAUACAGAGACUACCUUAGUACCCUAGUGCCUUAGUACCAUAGUACCAUACAGAGACCACCUUAGUACCCUAGUACCAUACAGAGACUACCUUAGUACCCUAGUGCCUUAGUACCUUAGUACCCUAGUACCUUAGUACCCUCAUACUUUAGUACCCUAGUACCAUACAGAGACUACCUUAAUACCCUAGCACCCUAAUACCAUGCAGAGACUACCUUAAUACCCUAGUACCCUAGUACCAUGCAGAGACUACCUUAGUACCCUAGUACCUUAGUAGCCUGGUACCCUAGUACCUUAGUGCACUAAUACCCUAGUACCUUAGUACCCUAGUACCCUAGUACCUUAGUACCCUAGUAAUCUAGUACCCUAGUACCCUACACAGUUCACUGCCUCUCUCCAACACAUGUACAGUACAUGGACACACUCUUUUUUGCAAUACAUAUUCUAUCCUGCAAAUAGCCACAUACAUGUACACAGUACACACACACACACACACACACACACACACACACACACACACACACACACACACACACACACACAAACACACACUCACCCUCUUUUAUGCAAACACACACACUCUCCCACACACAAAUAGCCACACAAUCACACACAGUACACACAGUCACAGCUGUGUCCAUGAGCCUGUGAGGUGAGGGAAUAGCAGACCUAGUUUUAGCGAGUUCAUGUGUUUAAUCAAGUCAGUUCUCAUUCUGCUGAGCAUAGCCCCGAUCUCAGCCAAACAGGAAACACACACUGGGGAUCACUCUAAACCGGAGCUUCACUAUAAAUGUACUAUAAAGCCACAAACCACGAGCAACAUUAACCAUAGUUUUAUACUCCAGACUGCAGGGCUGCCAACUUUUGAAGAAAACUUGGAGUGAGAUUUGCUAUGAUAAUUUCAUUGCUCCCUGGGACAACCCCUAGAUGGGGGGGGGGGGGUCAUAAAAUGUUACUGUUUUAAAGCUAAUUUCCUGCAAUUCUAUGUAUUUUGACAUGGCUUUAGUUAGGCCUAUGACCAGGGUAGACAUUUUUUUUAAAUGUACACCACAGGUCAAGUGUAUUCAGGAUGCUUUGAACAUUAAAUGAACACUCAAAAUUUGAUGACUUUGUUACUUUGAGAUUUUUUAUGUGGUUUGACACUUUAUUCAGACAGUAAUGAAAUGAGAUGGGGAGACACAAAUGGGAGAAACAGUGGGAAGGUUGGAAGCAGGGAUUUAUUCCUGUUUUCAGGUGGAAAGUUGUAUGUGACAUAUGCCGGGAAUGGUUACCACUACACCAAGGCUCUGCACAGGAAAUACUAAUAUUAAUGAUUGAUGGCAUGGGUAACCAAAUCAUAGAUUGCAGUCUCCUUGUCCAUAAAUUGUUUUCAAGGUAAGGACACAAAUAUUUUGUAAGUUGGGUGAACUUUUUAAAAUAGGGCUGGAAGAAAAUCGUGCUUGCUCUCCAGGAGGUUUGGCCACCUCUGAUCUAUGUUUCCCAAGUGCUGAGUAUUUGAAAAUGUUCUUGUUAUAACAAUACAUUUUUCAAAAUCACCUAACGUUCAAGAAAAAUCUAACGAAUAUCAAUAUUCAGGUGGUUUAUGAUUACUAGUUGAAGAUCCUUGCCUUCAUCUUACUCUACACAGUCCCCCUACCAUCUCUUCAUCUUACUCUACAGUCCAUCUACAACAUCUUUCAUCUUACUCUAAAACAGUCCCUACCAUCUCUCAUUUACUCUAAAGUCCCUCUACCUCUUCAUCUUACUCUACACAGUCCCCCUACCAUCUUAUCUUACUCUACACAGUCCCUCGUACCAUCUCUUCAUCUUACUCUACACAGUCCCCUACCAUUCUUCAUCUUACUCUACACAGUCCCUCUACCAUCUCUUCAUCUUACUCUACACAGUCCCUCUACCAUCUCUUCAUCUUACUCUACACAGUCCCCCUACCAUCUCUUCAUCUUACUCUACACAGUCCCCCUACCAUCUCUUCAUCUUACUCUACACAGUCCCCCUACACAUUCUUCAUCUUACUCUACACAGUCCCUCUACCAUCUCUUCAUCUUACUCUACAAGUCCCCUACCAUUUACUCUACCGUCCCUACAUCCUUCAUCUUACUCUACACAGUCCCCCUACCAUCUCUUCAUCUUACUCUACACAGUCCCUACUUCUCAUCUUACUCUCAAUCUUAACUCUACACAGUCCCUCCGUUACACCAUCUCUUCAUCUUACUCUACACAGUCCUACCUCCUUCAGUCUACACCACCUAUCUCUUCAUCUUACUCUACACAGUCCCCUCCAGUCUACACCAUCUCUUCAUCUUACUCUACACAGUCCCCUCCAGUCUACACCAUCAUCUUCAUCUUACUCUACACAGUCCCCUCCAGUCUACACCAUCUCUUCAUCUUACUCUACACAGUCCCCUCCAGUCUACACCAUCUCUUCAUCUUACUCUACACAGUCCCCUCCAGUCUACACCAUCUCUUCAUCUUACUCUACACAGUCCCCUCCAGUCUACACCAUCUCUUCAUCUUACUCUACACAGUCCCCUCCAGUCUACACCAUCUCUUCAUCUUACUCUACACAGUCCCCUCCAGUCUACACCUAUCUUCAUCUAUACUCUACACAGUCCCCUCCAGUCUACACCAUCUCUUCAUCUUACUCUACACAGUCCCCUCCAGUCUACACCAUCUCUUCAUCUUACUCUACACAGUCCCCUCCAGUCUACACCAUCUCUUCAUCUUACUCUACACAGUCCCCUCCAGUCUACACCAUCUCUUCAUCUUACUCUACACAGUCCCCUCCAGUCUACACCAUCUCUUCAUCUUACUCUACACAGUCCCCUCCAGUCUACACCAUCUCUUCAUCUUACUCUACACAGUCCCCCCAGUCACUACACCAUCUCUUCAUCUUACUCUACACAGUCCCCCAGUCUACACCAUUCUUCAUCUUACUCUACAGUCCCCCAGUCUACACCAUCUCUUCAUCUUACUCUACACAGUCCCUCCAGUCUACACCAUCUCUUCAUCUUACUCUACAACAGUCCCCUCCAGUCUACACCAUCUCUUCAUCUUACUCUACACAGUCCCCUCCAGUCUACACCAUCUCUUCUAUCUUACUCUACACAGUCCCCUCCAGUCUACACCAUCUCUUCAUCUUACUCUACACAGUCCCCCCAGUCUACACCAAGUCUUCAUCUACUCUACACCGUCCCUCAGUCUACACCAUCUCUUCAUCUUACUCUACACAGUCCGCUCCAGUCUACACCAUCUCUUCAUCUUACUCUACACAGUCCCCCAGUCUACACCAUCUCUUCAUCUUACUCUACACAGUCCCCUCCAGUCUACACCAUCUCUUCAUAUUACUCUACACAGUCCCCUCCAGUCUACACCAGCUCUUCAUCUUACUCUACACAGUCUCCUCCAGUCUACACCAUCUCUUCAUCUUACUCUGCACAGUCCCCUCCAGUCUACACCAUCUCUUCAUCUUACUCUACACAGUCCCCCCAGUCUACACCAUCUCUUCAUCUUACUCUACACAGUCCGCUCCAGUCUACACCAUCUCUUCAUCUUACUCUACACAGUCCCCUCCAGUCUACACCAUCUCUUCAUCUUACUCUACACAGUCCCCCUAGUCUACACCAUCUCUUCAUCUUACUCUACACAGUCCCUUCCAGUCUACACCAUCUCUUCAUCUUACUCUACACAGUCCCCUCCAGUCUACACCAUCUCCUCAUCUUACUCUGCACAGUCCGCUCCAGUCUACACCAUAUCUUCAUCUUACUCUACACAGUCCCCUCCAGUCUACACCAUCUCUUCAUCUUACUCUACACAGUCCCCCUAGUCUACACCAUCUCUUCAUCUUACUCUACACAGUCCCUUCCAGUCUACACCAUCUCUUCAUCUUACUCUACACAGUCCCCUCCAGUCUACACCAUCUCUUCAUCUUACUCUACACAGUCCCCUCCAGUCUACACCAUCUCUUCAUCUUACUCUACACAGUCCCCCUACCAUCUCUUCAUCUUACUCUACACAGUCCCUCUACCAUAUCUUCAUCUUACUCUACACAGUCCCCCUACCAUCUCUUCAUCUUACUCUACACAGUCCCUCUACCAUCUCUUCAUCUUACUCUACACAGUCCCCCUACCAUCUCUUCAUCUUACUCUACACAGUCCCUCUACCAUCUCUUCAUCUUACUCUAUACAGUCCCUCUACCAUCUCUUCAUCUUACUUUACACAGUCCCUCUACCAUCUCUCCAGUCUACACCAUCUCUUCAUCUUACUCUACACAGUCCCUCUACCAUCUCUCCAGUCUACACCAUCUCUGCCUAGCACGUCCACAAUACUAAAAUGUCAACAUUUAUAUUUGAGGCCUGGAGCAUUCAAUAUCCAAUGCUUAUUUGUAUGACUUAUUCAAAACUGUCCAUGAAUGGCUGCAAAAAUACAUAGCCUCAUAUUAUCCAUUUUCAAAAACACAAGGCAUAUCAGAUUACACUGGCAAAAUUGAGAAGUGGAAUAAUAAAAUAAGUUUGGGGAAUAACAGCAGUGUUCUUGCUGACAAGCACAGUAAUUACCCUAUAUAUUUAGCCAUUGUUAAGAAUGAGAAUUGUUCAACUGAUCAGACUAAAUAAAGUAAAUAUAUAAUAAAAUCUCCUGAAGACAGAAUUACAUAAAUCUGCCCCUACACCCUAACCAAAUUAUUGUAAUAUUUAUUGUCCCUCCUCUAGAAUCAAACGUACACUUUUGGGUUCACAAUAUGUUUGUCAAAAUGAUUUUCAUAGUUACAAAUCAGGUCACCCUACUAAACUUCCCUGCUAAAACAUACUGUAGGACUGUCUGCUGGCUUUUAGUUGUCACAGCCUAAAUGCCAAUCACCAAUCGAGGGGACCAACGCAAGUGUAGAUUAAAUCGACUUCAGUACAUGCUGUCAAAAGGUUGCAUUCUGCAAUAGGAAGUAAAAGCAACCUAAUUUUGUUGACAACAUUGUAUAUAAAACAGCCCUACCAUGCUGCUCUUUUUACAGUUUUAUAGUCUCAGCUGAGAACAUUUUCACUCUCCAUUCAGCUCCAUUCUCCUAAUCUUGAGGGGCGUUUCUUUAAAACGUGCAUCCAAUUCCCUUGAUCCCUUACAUAAAUAGACCAAUCAUAUGCUUCAAUGUGCCGUGGUUCACAGUGCUGUGGUAAAACAGGACAAUGAUAGAGGUUCUGCUUGUGAUGUUAAGUUGCAGGCACAGAUGCUACGAUUUCUAUUCAAAACGAUUUGGAGCACAGUUGAGAAGUUAACACACUGACUAUACAAUGGACUAAUUAGAAAAAUAAAUACAGUACUUUUCACAGCAUGAGAUAUAAGAGGUGUGUCGUGUGAGCGUGACAAGAGGGUCAAAUACGUGUGUCUCACGGCCAAUGCGUGAGAGUUGGCAGCUCUGAGAUUGUCUUCUAUUUUGAAUAAAAAAUGUAUGUUUGGUUAAAUCUAUUUUGGUGAAAACUUGGCAGGGAUGGAUAUUGUUGUGUAUAUUCCUCUGUUGACUCAGAUUAGCAUUUAGCAUCAGUCAGACAGUGAGUACUGUAGCAACAGCCUAUGAUAGUUAAAAUAUAAGGAAUUUCAGUAGACACUGUCUCUGUCACUGUGUUCUGUCUCAGUCCAGAAACAAGAAGGGCCCUAGCCUGAUGACCACUGUGGCCAUGCCUGUGUUCAGCACCAAGAACGAGACGGUAAGUGUGUUGUCACGAACGUUGAGAGACGGGUCAGACCAAGGUCCAGCGUGAAAAGCGUACAUGUUUAUUAACUAAAUAAACAUUCAACAAAACAAGAAACAACGUAACGUGAAGUCCAAAAGGCUAUACACAUACCAGCCUAACAGAAACAAGAUCCCACAAUACACAGUAGGCAAUGGGCUACCUAAGUAUGAUCCCCAAUCAGAGACAACGAGCGACAGCUGUCUCUGAUUGGGAAUCACACCCGGCCAAACCUAGAAACACAACCUAGCACUGCAACAUAGAAAUAGACUAACUAGAUCAUAAACAUAGAAUAUAUAACAUAGAAACUCACGCCCUGACCAAACCAACUAAAGACAACAGGCCUCUCAAGGCCAGGGCGUGACAGUAACCCCCCCCCCCAAAGGUGCGUACUCCGGCCGCACCAACCUGACUCAUUAGGGGAGGGUCCGGGUGAGCAUUCAGCCUCGGAGGCGGAUCCGGCUCCGAGGCUGACGACCUCUCCCUCUCUGCCUCCCCGUUGCGCCCCUGGUCUGGUCUGGACCUCGGCGCGAUGCUUCCCCUCUCCUUCCUCCCACGAUGCACCAAGCCCUGUCUGGACCCUGGUGUGGGAGACCCCGAACCUGGAGAGGGGCUGAUGUCUGGGCCUGGAUCGGCAAUCCUCCCACGAUGCACCAAGCCCUGUCUGGACCCUGGUGUGGGAGGCCCAGACCCUGGAGAGGGGCUGACUUCUGGGUCUGGAGUGGAGCCGCUGACCGGAGCUGAACUGGACCCCGGUGGAGCGGACUGCUCUGGCUCCGGAGUGGAUCCGCUGACCGGAGCUGAACUGGACACCGGUGGAGCAGACUGCUCUGGCUCCGGAGUGGAACCGCUGACCGGAGCUGGACAGGGCACCGGUGGAGCGGACUGCUCUGGCUCCGGAGUGGAGCCGCUGACCGGAGCUGAACUGGACCCCGGUGGAGCGGACUGCUCUGGCUCCGGAGUGGAUCCGCUGACCGGAGCUGAACUGGACCCCGGUGGAGCGGACUGCUCUGGCUCCGGAGUGGAACCGCUGACCGGAGCUGGACAGGGCACCGGUGGAGCGGACUGCUCUGGCUCCGGAGUGGAGCCGCUGACCGGAGCUGUACUGGACCCCGGUGGAGCGGACUGCUCUGACUCCGGAGUGGCGCCGCUGACCGGAGCUGAACUGGACCCCGGUGGAGCGGACUCCUCUGACUCCGGAAUGGAGCUGCUGACCAGAGCUGGACUGGGCACCGGUGGAGCGGACUGCUCUGACUCCGGAAUGGAAUCGCCGACUGGAGCUGGACUGGGCACCAGUGGAGCGGACUACUCUGGCUCCGGAGUGGAGCAGCUGACCGGCGCUGGGCUGUACCCCGGUGGAGCGUACCGCUCCGGAGCAAACUUCCGGACCCGUAUCCAUCCCCAUCUCUAAAGCAGGACUAAACGCCGUGCCCAGCCUGGGCACCGACGCAGAGGAAAAUUCCAGCCCUGUAGUAGGACUGGUUGCCGGCCCCAGACUGGGCACCGACACGUUUAGGAGCUCCUGCUCCAAAACGGGGCUGUACGUUGUGCCCACACUGGGCACCGACGCAGAGGUGGUUUCCAACCCUGUAGUUGGGCUGGUUGCCGGCCCCAGACUGGGCACCGACACGCUAAAGUGCUCCCUGCAGGGGACCGUCACUGGAGGUCGGGUGAGUUGUGUGGUUGGAUGAGGUGUAGAAACGCCACCUCUCUCCCAUCGCUCCAAUGUACUCAGCACGCACUCCAUUUUGCUGCCGAGAGCCUGGAUCCUGCUCGCCUGCCGUUGGAUACGUUCCUCCCAAGAUCCGGACGGACCAACUGUACCUGCUGGCUCCAUUUUAGGUGCGUGUUUCUGUCCUGGAACGGGCUGUGCUGGACUGGGAACACGCACCACUGGGUUGGUGCGAGGAGCAGGCACGGGCCGUGCUGGACUGGGAACACACACCACUGGAUUGGUGCGAGAAGCAGCCACGGGCCAUGCUGGACUGGGAACACGCACCACUGGAUUGGUGCGAGAAGCAGGCACGGGCCGUGCCGGACUGGGAACACGCACCACUGGCUUGGUGCAAGAAGCAGGCACGGGCCGUGCCGGACUGGGAACACGCACCACUGGCUUGGUGCGAGAAGCAGGCACGGGCCGUGCCGGACUGGGAACACGCACCACUGGCUUGGUGCGAGAAGCAGGCACGGGGCGUACCGGGCUGGGAACUGGCGUUGGAGAUGUACGACUGAUCCAGUCCUUCUCUCUCUGCGCCCAAUCCUCCUCCAGUGAGGACUCCUCCGGGAGCCCCCACGAGUUAGGGAACAGAACCUCAUCGUCGUCGUCAUCCUCCGACUCCUCAGUGUAAAACUGUUCCCAUUCCUGUUCCCAUGGUCGUAGGGACUCCAACUGGAACCCCACCGGGUGCAGUGGUCGGGGCUCUUCUCUCUCGAUCCCCGACCACCCCUCUAGCCCCCCCCAAAAUUGUUUUAUUGGGGUUGCUUCUCGGGCUUCCUCAGCGGUUGGUCCCGUUGGCGUUGUCGUUGAUCCUCUCUUGCCAGGGCCUGUACCUUCGCCCAGGGUCCUUUCCCAGCGAAUAUCUCCUCCCAUGACCACCAUUCGCCCACCUUUGACAAAGCUAUUCGCUCUGCCUCGGCACGCUGCUUGGUCCUUUUGUGGUGGGAUCUUCUGUCACGAACGUUGAGAGACGGGUCGGACCAAGGUGCAGCGUGAAAAGCGUACAUGUUUAUUAACUAAAUAAACAUUCAACAAAACAAGAAACAACGUAACGUGAAGUCCAAAGGGCUAUACACAUACCAGCCUAACAGGAACAAGAUCCCACAAUACACAGUAGGCAAUGGGCUACUUAAGUAUGAACCCCAAUCAGAGACAACGAGCAACAGCUGUCUCUGAUUGGGAAUCACACCCGGCCAAACCUAGAAACACAACCUAGCACUGCAACAUAGAAAUAGACUAACUAGAUCAUAAACAUAGAAUAUAUAACAUAGAAACUCACGCCCUGACCAAACCAACUUAAAACAACAGGCCUCUCAAGGCCAGGGCAUGACAUGUGUGUGUCUUUGUGUCUGUGUCUGUCUGUCUGUCUGUCAGUCUGUAUUUUUCUUUCUUUCUGUCCAUCUGAUUGUCUGUGUAAUGCUCAUUGAGUCUGUCUCUCUCUGUCAUUGAGUCUGUCUCUCUCUGUCAUUGAGUCUGUCUCUCUUUGUCAUUGAGUCUGUCUCUCUCUGUCAUUGAGUCUUGUCUGUUUCUCCUCUCUCCUUACAGAAGAACCAGGGUAUUCUCCUAGGGGUAGUGGGCACAGACAUUCCCCUACAGGAACUCAUGAAGAUAAUCCCUAAACACCUGGUACAGUGUCUAAUAACCCAAAGUUAUGAUGCAUUGUCAUUUACUGUUCUCCUACACUCUACUUCAUGUAAUCAAGUAUCGCUAUAUUAUUUGUGUGCCUUCAGCUGGGUAUCCACGGUUACGCAUUUGCCAUCACAAACAACGGCUACAUCCUGACCCAUCCAGACCUGAGGCCACUGGUAACGCACUCCUAAACACACUUGCACUAUGUCCCCUAACUUUAACCGUAACCUUUCCACAACAAUGCAUUAACCCUAACCUACACCUUGGACUAUAUAGAAAGCAGGAGAGUGGUUAAUUGAAUAGUUAAUAGAUAUAAUGCCGCCAAUUAAUAUGUGUGUUUUGAAAAACAGAACCAGUUUGAGUGAGUGCUACCGAGCAAGUUGGGAGGCUCAAUCUGUAAUCCUCACCUUUAUCUUUGAUGUAUGCAUGCAGGGAGGGAUACAGGCCAUUGAUACUACUGUAGGGCUGGCUGGCCCUGGCUAACUGAACUAACAGUAACCCUGAGGUAACUCUCCUGUCCUGUAACUGUCCUGUACCAUAGACACUCAACUGUAACUGUAGACUAGGCCAUAGACACUGCUUGGGUUCCCACUGGAAACCUGUUCUAGUGGAUCUGUGUCACGUUAGUGCUCCUGUGUGUGUCUCUGUGUCUUAGACAUUACAUUUAAGUCAUUUAGCAGACGCUCUUAUCCAGAGCGACUUACAGGAGCAAUUAGGGUUAAGUGCCUUGCUUAAGGGCACAUCGACAGAUUUUUCACCUAGUCGGCUCGGGGAUUAGAACCAGCGACCUUUCGGUUACUGGCACAACGCUCUUACCCACUAAGCUACCUGCCUGUGACCGUGGGAGUGUAUUCUGAGCUUGAACCAGACUCUAAUGGACUGGGUCAUUUGUGUUGGAGAAUGGACUGGAUGUUUUUAUGUUAUUGGUUGUUGAUUGAACUGAUCAAUUUGGCAUUAUUGGAGUGGGGAGUUCUAACCUGAUGGAACCAGCCUGAUGGCAAAAUAGCUCAACAUUCUGUUUGAACGGUCAACAUUCUGUGCAGCGGUCAGUCUGUCAGUCUGCUUGACCAGGCUAGGAGUGUUCUGGUUUUGAGCAAGACAGUGUGAGCGAGGCCUUAUAAAAGGUUCACUCUGAAAUAUGCUGUUUACACAAAACAUCCACAGUGCAACCUAAAUCUGAAACAGUUUCAAUCAAAUGUGUGUUCCUAUGUGCCUCAGUAUGAGGAGGGCCAGAAGAGGAGGAAACCCAACUACAGCAGUGUGGACCUAUCUGAGGUGGAGUGGGAGGACAAGGAUGACUUUGUACGUCUAAACCCUGACAUAACAAACACUAUACACACAUCUGAUUCCUAAUACAGACAGACUGAUUUAAUUUGAAAUAAUAAUACUAUUGAUGGGAUUCAGUCCAAGGCGUGUUAUAUAGCAGCGCACUGGACAGCCAACAAGGUGCCUUUUAAAGGCAAUGUCCCGGACAUUCGUGGAGAUCACAUUCAUGGUAAAUGCUGCGGAUGUCUGCUCAAGCGUAAAUUGCGUUUGAAAGGCGCAUUGUCGGCUGUCAAGUAUGUUGCUCUGUAACACGCCUCUGAUUGAAUCCCGGACAUGAACUGAUCGAACUGAACAAAUAUAACACCUCCUGGUGUCUAAUAAUGAUGACACCAAAACUGCACAGACUCCUUACAGCUGGUUUUUCUGUUUCAGCUGCGUAAUGCCAUGGUCAACAGGAAGACUGGGACGUUCUCCAUGGAGGUGAAGAAGACAGUGGACAAAGGGGUGAGACGGGAGGAGGAGGAUGACUCUUACAGUUACAGUAUAUCAAAGAGUCUGGACUGUAAUGAAAUCAAUGGAUGAGUCCUCAUGCUUCCUGCUUUCCUCUGUGCUUUCAGAAACGUCUCCUGAAGAUGCACAAUGACUACUACUACACUGAAGUCAAAGGAACUCCCUUCAGGUGAGGGGAGAUGUUUCCUAUUUAUCUUGAUACAUUCUCUAAUGUUUCAUGUGUGUCUCUGUGAAUGUAAAUGUUGACCAUAUCUGACAGUCCGUCACUAUGCUGGGUUCAGGUGAGUGGAGAUGUCAUUUAUCUUCAGCAGAGGAGAGUAGGGUGCACUACGCUUCUUUAGCUUUUCAGUACAUUUAUUGAUUUAUCCAUUUAUCUUGAUCAAUUCUCUUGAUGUUCUUCUGUGAGUUGACAUGAUGGGCUGGUUCAGUGAGUGGGUUAGCGACAUGUGUCUCUUUGAGUGUAACUCUUGACUAUCUCUAAGAUUCACCCUACUGUGUGUGUGUGUCUGUGUCUGUGUCUGUUUGUGUGUCUGUCUGUGUGUGUGUGUGUGUGUGUGUGUGUGUGUGUGUGUGUGUGUGUGUGUGUGUGUGUGUGUGUGUGUGUGUGUGUGUGUCUGUAUGGGUGUUUGUGUGCGUGUUUAUAUUAUUUCUGUGUUCAGUGUCGGUGUGGCUUUGUCCAGAGGCCAUGGCAAAUUCUUCUUCAGGGGAAACGUCUCCGUAGAAGCAGGUAAGGGUCAAUCUACUCUUGUCAUUCACUCUCCCACUCCUUCCCUCCUACACUCACUCAACCAUCCAUGAGAGCGUCAUCAGUUUCACAUAUAAGUCUGUGUAUUCUGUACCUGUGGUCUGCCUUUUCUUAAGGCCUUAAAUCAGUCCACUGAGCCUGGCCCCACUGAUCUGAUGUUCAUGUGUUUUUCAGGGCUUCAUGACCUGGAACAGCCAGAUGUUGCACUGGCAGACGAAUGGUAAUGCAGGGGGUUAUGGGUAAUGUAGAGGGUUAUAGGCUUGAGCUUGGUCAGUCAAGCAUUAUAUACAGUGGGUAUCAUAAGUAUUCACCCCCCUUUUCUUCACAUUUUAUUGUGUUACAAAGUGGGAUGAAAAUUGAUUUAAUUGUCAUUUAUGUGUCAACGAUCAACACAUAAUUCGCUGUAAAUGGAAGAAAAAGUAUAACUUUUAAAAAUAUAAAUGAAAAAUAAAACACUGAUAUACCUUGAUUUGAUAACUAUUCACCCCCCUGAGUCAAUGCAUGUUAGAAAUACCUUUGGCAGAGAUUACAGUUGUGAGUCUUCUUGGGUAAGUCUCUAAGAGCUUUACACACAUGGAUUGUGCAAUAUUUGCCCAUUUCUUUCAAAAUUCUUCAAGCUCUGUCAAGGUGAUGGUGAUCAUAGCUAGACAGCAAUUUUCAAGUCUUGACAUAGAUUUUCAGGCAGAUUUCAGUCAAAAAUGUAACUCGGCCACUUAGGAACAUUCACUGUCUUCUUGGUAAGCAACUCCAGUGUAGAUUUGGCCUGCUGUUACAGGUUAUUGUCCUGCUGAAAGGUGAAUUUCUCUCCCAGUGUCUGGUGUAAAGCAGACUGAAGCAGAUUUUCCUCUAGGAUUUUGCCUGUGCUUAGUUCCACCCUGUUUAUUUUUAUCCUGAAAAACUCCCCAGUCUUUGUCAAUGUCAAGCAUGCCCAUACCAUGAUGCAGCCACCACCAUGCUCGACAUUUAGGCCAAAAACUGUAUUCCUUUGCCGUGUUUUUUUAAUCCAGUAUUACUUUAGUGCCUUGUUGCAUGCAGGAUGAAUGUUUUGGAAUAUUUGUAUUCUUCUUUUCACUCUGUCAUUUAGGUCAUUAUUGUGGAGUCACUAAAAUGUUGUUGAUCCAGGCUCAGUUUUCUCCCAUCACAGCCAUUGAGACAUUGUUUUAAAAUCCCCAAUGGCCUCAUAGUGACAUCCUUAAGCAGUUUCCUUCCUGCCCUGCAGCUCAGUUCAGUUCAGAAGAACUACUCGAUGUGUGUCUGGGGGUUUUAAUACAUCAUCCACAGGCUCAGCAUAAUUCUUAACUUGACCAUGCAUUAAAUGUCUGAUUUGUUAUUGUUACCCAUCUACCAAUCACUGCCCUUCAUUAUGAGGCUUUUGAAAAGCUCCCUGGUCUUUGUAGUUGAAUCUGUGCUUGAAAUUCAAUACUUGACUGAGGGACCUUACAGAUGUUGUAUGUAUGGGAGACAGAGGAAGGGGUAGUCAUUCUGAAAUCAUGUCAACCCCUAUUAUUUCAGACAGUGAGUCCAUGUACCUUAUUAUGUGAUUUGUUAAGUCAAAUUGUACUCCUGAACUAAUUUAGGCUUGCCUAAACAAAGGGAGUGUAUAUAUGUAUAUACAGUGGGGAGAACAAGUAUUUAAUACACUGCCGAUUUUGCAGGUUUUCCUACUUACAAAGCAUGUAGAGGCCAUGUAUUGCGAGAUCUUGGCCAACAACCUCCUUCCCUCAGUAAGAGCAUUGAAGAUGGGUUGUGGCUGGGUCUUCCAGCAUGACAACGACCCGAAACACACAGCCAGGGCAACUAAGGAGUGGCUCCGUAAGAAGCAUCUCAAGGUCCUGGAGUGGCCUAGCCAGUCUCCAGACCUGAACCCAAUAGAAAAUCUUUGGAGGGAGCUGAAAGUCUGUAUUGUCCAGCGACAGCCCCGAAACCUGAAGGAUCUGGAGAAGGUCUGUAUGGAGGAGUGGGCCAAAAUCCCUGCUGCAGUGUGUGCAAACCUGGUCAAGACCUACAGGAAACGUAUGAUCUCUCUAAUUACAAACAAAGGUUUCUGUACCAAAUAUUAAGUUCUGCUUUUCUGAUGUAUCAAAUACUUAUGUCAUGCAAUAAAAUGCAAAUUAAUUACUUAAAAAUCAUACAAUGUGAUUUUCUGGAUUUUUGUUUUAGAUUCCGUCUCUCACAGUUGAAGUGUACCUAUGAUAAAAAUUACAGACCUCUACAUGCUUUGUAAGUAGGAAAACCUGCAAAAUCGGCAGUGUAUCAAAUACUUGUUCUCCCCACUGUAUGUAUAUGUAAUAUAUAUAAAUAUGUAAUAUAUAUAUAUAUGUAAUAUAUAUGAAUAUGUAAUAUAUAUGUAUAUGUAAUAUAUGAAUAUGCGAUGACUAUAUUUUCGUUAUUACAUUUGUUUUUUCAUUUGUAAAAAUGUGUCGAAUUUUCUUUUCACUUUAACAUUAUGGUGUAUUUCCGGAGAUCAAUGACAAAAAUUAAAUACGCUACCAGUCAAAAGUUUGGGGACACCUACUCAUUCAAGGGUUUUUCUUUAUUUUUCUAAUUUUUACAUUGUAUAAUGAUAGUGAAGACGUCAAAACCAUGAAAUAACACAUUUGGGAUCAUGCAGUAACCAAACAUUUUUUAAACAAAUCUAAAUAUAUUUUAUAUUUGAGAUUCUUCAACUAGCCACCCUUUGCCUUGAUGACAGCUUUGCACACGCUAGGCAUUCUCUCAACCAGCUUCAUGAGGUAGUCAACUGGAAUGCAUUUCAAUUAACAGGUGUGCCUCCUUAAAAGUUAAUUUGUGGAAUUUCUUUCCUUCUUAAUGUGUUUUAGCCAAUCAGUUGUGUUAUGACAAGGUAGGGGGGGGGGGGGGGGGGGGGUAUACAGAAGAUAGCCCUAUUUGGUAAAAGACCAAGUCCAUAUUAUGGCAAGAACAGCUCAAAUAUGCAAAGAGAAACGACAGUCCAUCAUUACUUUAAGACAGUCAAUACGAAACAUUUCAAUAAAAGUUUCUUCAAGUGCAGUUGCAAAAACCAUCAAGCGCUAUGAUGAAACUGGCUCUCAUGAGGACCGCCACAGGAAUGGAAGACCCAGAGUUACCUCUGCUGCAGAGGAUAAGUUCAUUAGAGUUACCAGCCUCAGAAAUUGCAGCCCAAAUAAAUGCUUCACAGAGUUCAAGUCACAGACACAUCUCAACAUCAACUGUUCAGACGGGACUGUGUGAAUCAGGUCUACAUGGUCGAAUUGCUGCAAAGGACCCCAAUAAUAAGAAGAGACCUGCUUGGGCCAAGAAACACGAGCAUUGGACAUUAGACCGGUGGAAAUGUGUCUUUUGGUCUGGAGUCCAAAUUUGAGAUUUUUGGUUCCAACCGCCGUGUCUUUGUGAGAUGCGGUGUGGGUGAACGGAUGAUCUCUGCAUGUGUAUUUCCCACCGUAAAGCAUGGAGGGGGAAGUGUUAUGUUGUGGGGGUGCUUUGCUGGUGACACUGUCUGUGAUUUAUGUAGAAUUAAAGGCACGCUUAACCAGCAUGGCUACCACAGCAUUCUGCAGUGAUACGCCAUCCCAUCUGGUUUGGGCUUAGUGGGACAAUCACUUCUUUUUCAACAGGACAAUGACCCAACACACCUCCAGGCUGUGUAAGGGCUAUUUUACCAAGAAGGAGAGCGAUGGAGUGCUGCAUCAGAUGACCUGGCCUCCACAAUCCCCCGACCUCCAUCCAAUUGAGAUGGUUUGGGAUGAGUCGGACCGCAGAUUGAAGGACAAGCAGCCAACAAGUGCUCAGCAUAUGUGGGAACUUCUUCAAGACUGUUGGAAAAGCAUUCCAGGUGAAGCUGGUUGAGAGAAUGCCAAGAGUGUGCAAAGCUGUCAUCAAGGCAAAGGUGGCUACUUUGAAGAAUCUCAAAUAUAAAAUAUAUUUUGAUUUGUUUAACACUUUUUUGCUUACUACAUGAUUCCAUAUGCAUUAUUUUAUAGUUUUGAUGUCUUCACUAUUAUUCUACAAUGUUGAAAAUAGUAAAAAUAAAGAAAACCCUUGAAUAAGUAGAUGUGUCCAAACUCUUGACUGGUACUGUAUAUUUCAAUCCCACUUUGUAAUGUAACAAAAUGUGAAAUAAUCUAAGGGGGGUGAAUACUUAUGAUACCCACUUUAGGUUACUGCUCCCUGUAAGUCUCAGUAGCCAUGUGGCAUAACAGUAUGUGUGUCUGUUAUGUUAUGUUAUGGCCGAAACGUUGGUUAUUUUCAUUAAAUGGUUGGGAGUAUUUAGACAGUGUUUUCGUUCUGUCGGGGUCAGCACCUCACCAUCUUUUUGGGGUGUGUUUCUACCUAUUCAUUUGACAGGACGUACUGCAACACAGACGAGCACCAUGAGCACCGUUCUCUCUCCCAGAUCCAGGCUAUUAAACUCUACCUGACCGGACGCAAACCACUCAUCAAAUGUGAGUCACACCUCACUUGGAUCUAUGGGCCUACUAACUAUAACCCUAUAACCUUAACCCAAGCCUCAGCCUUAACCCUAUAACCCCACAUUUACAUUUACAUUUUAGUCAUUUAGCAGACGCUCUUAUCCAGAGCGACUUACAGUUAGUGCAUUCACAUCGUAAGAUAACUAGGUGGGACAACCACAAUUCUAACCCUAUAACCCUAGCCUUAACCCUAACCCUAUAACCAUAUUCCCCUAACCCUAUAACCCUAACCCUAUACCUUAACCCUAACCCUAUACCCUAACCCUAACCCUAUACCCCUAACCUUAUAACCCUAUAACCCUAACCCUAUACCCCUAACCCUAUAACCUUAACCCUAGCCUCAGCCUUAACCCUAUCCCUCAGCCUUAACCCUAACCAUACAGUGAGGGAAAAAAGUAUUUGAUCCCCUGCUGAUUUUGUACGUUUUCCCACUGACAAAAACAUGCGUUUUUCUGGAUUUUGUUGUUGUUAUUCUGUCUCUCACUGUUCAAAUCAACCUACCAUUAAAAUUAUAGACUGAUACUUUCUUUGUCAGUGGGCAAACGUACAAAAUCAGCAGGGGAUCAAAUACUUUUUUCCCUCACUGUAUAACCCAACCCUAUAAUAUGCCAUUUAGCAGACACUUUUAUCCAAAGCGACUUACAGUCAUGUGCGCAUACAUUUUUACAUAUGGGUGGUCCCGGGGAUCAAACCCACUACCCUGGCGUUACAAGCGCCAUGCUCUACCAAUUGAGCUACAGAGGACCACUAUAACUCUAACCCUCAGCCUUAACCCUAACCCUAUACCCUGUCUGUAGAGGACUUGGUCGUGUGUUUCCUGGACUGAAUAUCCCAUCUGCUUCAGAGGACAGGAAGUUAAUUAUUAUGAUGUGGUUAGUCAAAAUAGAAUGUAAUGUUAUCUAGUCAUGAUUGAUAGAGGGUGAUGACUCUGUCCUGUCUGUAUAGUUUCCUGUAGUGAACCUGAACAAGUCCUCUCUGCUGCAGGUGACAGGGAGCUGAUCCAGGAGGUUUUGUUUGAUGCUGUGGUCACAGCCCCACUGGAGGCCUACUGGACAGGCCUGGCCCUCAACAAGUCAGAGUGAGUCUAACUGAUUAACUCCUAAACUGAACUAACUCCUUCUCAACUAACUUUGUCACUGCCCUGCCCCUGUUGUAUUACCACAGGUAUGUAACAGAGUGUCUCUAUGCUGUCAUCGCCAGCAUACAGUCCUCUAUACUCUGUGAUAUCAUGACAAUUAUGCUGAUUAUCUCCCCUUAUUAUAUUCUUACUGUACACUUGUUUGCUUCCAUCAUGUCUACAGGAAUUCAGAUAAAGGUGUGGAGAUUGCUUACCUGGGCACACGCACUGGCCUCUCUAGAACCAACCUGUUUGUUGUCACAGAGGACCUAUCCAAUCAGUGAGUACUAUACUGAGCAUCUGAUGAAUAAGUCAAAUUAUCACUGAGACAAAGCACUGCAGCAGUAACUUUGACUUGAAGUUUCAGCAGUGACUUGUAGUUUGACUUGUAGUUUCAGCAGUGGCUUGUAGUUUCAGCAGUGGCUUGUAGUUUCAGCAGUGACUUGUAGUUUGUGGUAGUUUGACUUGUGGUUUCAGCAGUUACUUGUAGUUUCAUCAAUGACUUGUAGUUUGUGGCUGUUUGACUUGUAGUUUCAGUAGUGACAUGAAGUUUGUGGUAGUUGGACUUGUAGUUUCAGUAGUGACUUGUAGUUUCAGCAGUGGCUUGUAGUUUGACUUGUAGUUUCAGCAGUGACUUGUAGUUUCUGGUAGUUUGACUUUUAGUUUCAGCAGUGACUUGUAGUUUCAGCAGUGACUUGUAGUUUCUCUUCUGACUCCUUCAUGUCUUCCUGUGUGCCAUUAGAGACUUCCUGACAGCGGAGGAUAAGGAGGGGGUGUUUAACGCUGACCACUUCCCUCUGUGGUAUAAGAGAUCAGCAGAGCAGGUCCCCGGCACCUUUGUCUACUCCAUCCCCUUUGGAGGUAUGGAGACACUGACACUAAAUGACCUUUACUACAUCCAGAAAUCCCACACCAGCUAAAUACACCUUUACUCGACCUCAAAGUUCAACAAACGUUUUUAUACGGCUUCAUCCAUCGCUUGCCCUGUGUAUCCAUUGUGUGGUUGUUGUUGCCUUUAAAAUACUAUUUUGUGUAUUGUGUAAUUUUUUUAAAGUUUACUUUUUAAUCCAUUAAAUCUGUAGCUCAGUUGGUAGAGCAUGGCGCUUGCAACGCAAGGGUUGUGGGUUCGUUUCCCACGGGGGGCCAGUAUGAAAAAUGUAUGCACUCACUAAUUGUAAGUCGCUCUGGAUAAGAGCGCCUGCUAAAUGACUAAAAUGUAAAAAAAUGUAAUCAAUCUUCAGUGUCUCUGAUAUACGGUAGCUCACUCUCCCAACACUGUAAUGUAACACCGUCUGUAGUGCAUUCUCCCACUCAAUAGUUCAAUAUAGUUUACCUUGUUGUAUGCAUUUCUGUUGAGAUUCUGUGUGUCUCUGAUAGGUUUAUCAUGGAGACUGUGUAUCUGUGUCUCUGAUAGGGUGUACUGUAGAGCUCACAUCCCUAACUGCUGUGUGUAAUUAAUGUGCCCCACUUUCUCCCCACUGAAAGGAAGAGAGGAGAGGUAUAUUCAGAUCAGGAUCAUACUGUUCCCUGUUGUCUACCUGCUCUACCUGUUUUUAUCCCCUGGGUCUAGGCUGUAGUUCAAUACUAUUCUCUCUCCUCUCUCUCUCUCUCUCUCUCUCUCUCUCUCUCUCUCUCCUCUCUCUCUCUCUCUCUCUCUCUCUCUCCUCUCUCUCUCUCUCUCUCUCUCUCCUCUCUCUCUCUCUCUCUCUCUCUCUCUCUCUCUCCUCUCUCUCUCUCUCUCUCUCUCUCUCCCCCUCUCAAGGGGCUUUGUACUGCUAUUACCUGAGCUGUUUUAUCACAGAACGGAUCACUCUCUCGCUGUCAGAAUCAUUUCAAACAUCCUGGCUGAGCUCCACCGAUGUCAUUCUACUGUAUAACCGUACAGAGUGGAGUAGUGGGUUGCUCCUGUGUUAGAGCCUGCUGUUUGAAAGCUGUGUGUAUGGCGCCAUCUUCAGGCUAGAUAAGGUGUAUCACUCAUAUUUCUGUGAUUUGUUCCAGGGUUGCUAUACACUGAGUGUACAAAACAUUAGGAACACCUCCUCUUUACAUGACAUAGACUGACCAGGUGAAUCCAGGUGAAAGCUAUGAUCCCUUAUUGAUGUCACUUGUUACAUCCACUUCAAUCAGUGUAGAUAAAGGGGAGGAGACAGGUUAAGAAGGAUGUUUAAGCCUUGAGCCAAUACGCUAGACAAGGUGGGAUAUUUUUGUUGGUCAAAGUAAUUAUAUGAGAAAUGUCGGUGGAAACGCUUUUAUGCGAAAAUAUUGAUAUAAUAACCAUCAUAUUGAAGAAAACCUGGAGUCACGCUAUUACAUGUUGUGUGGUCCUCCCACUACAACUAGUCCGGAAAGCAUGCAGUUUAUUAGGCUACAGAUUAAAUAAAUUAUGAUGAACUUCACAGGGUGGUGAAAGUACAUGGUGAUGAACUUGAUGCUCAUUUCCAAUAAAUAUCGAGGGUCUUAUUCUGGUGACAUGGUCAUCGAUGCAUGGUCAUCGAUGCUUAGCUGCCGUUUGACAAAUACAAAUAAUAUUGAUAUUUUUGUCUAUAAUCUCACCAUGUAGGUUAUACAUGCGCUGAGCGCACGUGCCAAUACCAGAGUGGGCACAUUUGUUUUGUGAGAAAACCAUCCGUAGAGUUGAAACGACGAUGGAAACCCCUUUAACUUGUAUUUUUUAUUCGGUACAUGGAAAUUUAACCGCAAAAGGUAUUUUUAUCUGCAACGAGUCAAUUUGAUAAUAACAAAAAUAAUAAUAUCUUCCUGAAUCAUUAUAAUGAGAUUUGUUUGAGUGAAUACAAUUGCACUAGAAUUGUCAUAUAUAUAUAUAUUUUUCUAUAUACAAUAUAUAUAUAUAUAUAUAUAUAUAUAUAUAUAUAUAUAUACAGUGGGGGAAAAAAGUAUUUAGUCAGCCACCAAUUGUGCAAGUUCUUCCACUUAAAAAGAUGAGAGAGGCCUGUAAUUUUCAUCAUAGGUACACGUCAACUAUGACAGACAAAUUGAGAAAGAAAAAUCCAGAAAAUCACAUUGUAGGAUUUUUUAUGAAUUUAUUUGCAAAUUAUGGUGGAAAAUAAGUAUUUGGUCACCUACAAACAAGCAAGAUUUCUGGCUCUCACAGACCUGUAACUUCUUCUUUAAGAGGCUCCUCUGUCCUCCACUCGUUACCUGUAUUAAUGGCACCUGUUUGAACUUGUUACCCUAUAGAAAAUCUUUGGAGGGAGUUGAAAGUCCGUGUUGCCCAGCGACACCCACAAAACAUCACUGCUCUAGAGGAGAUCUGCAUGGAGGAAUGGGCCAAAAUACCAGCAACAGUGUGUGAAAACCUUGUGAAGACUUACAGAAAACGUUUGACCUGUGUCAUUGCCAACAAAGGGUAUACAACAAAGUAUUGAGAAACUGUUGUUAUUGACCAAAUACUUAUUUUCCACCAUAAUUUGCAAAUAAAUUCAUUAAAAAUCCUACAAUGUGAUUUUCUUGAAUUUUUUUUCUCAUUUUGUCUGUCAUAGUUGACGUGUACCUAUGAUGAAAAUUACAGGCCUCUCUCAUCUUUUUAAGUGGGAGAACUUGCACAAUUGGUGGCUGACUAAAUGCUUUUUUUCCCCACUGUAUAUAUAUAUACUGUAUAUAUAUAUUUACAUUUACAUCAUUUAGCAGACGGUCUUAUCCAGAGCAACUUACAAAAUAUAUAUAUAUAUAUAUAUAUUGUAUGUAUUUAGUAUUUUCUUGUUUAUACCUGUGUUCUGUUUUGUUAGACAUGUUUGAUGUAGGGAUGGAAGUUAUUGAUAAUUUUGUAUAAUGAAUAAAACAUUUUUUCACGAAAGGUCAAUUUGAUGGAAACAUCUCUGGUGGGAAAAUGUGCAUAUUGUUUUCAUGCGUUUUUUAGAAUAUUCGCAUAAAAAUCUGUUGCCAAUUGGAUGGAACCUAGCUACUGACAAAUAAUUUUUGGUCAAUUUUUAUGGAUUUUUUUAUGUUAAAUGUCUGAUAAUGUCUGUGCUCUUCUGUGUUCCUGUUUCUCCCCAGGAAAUGAGAAUAAGAGUGUGGUUUUGGCCAGCACUGCCAUACAGCUGCUGGAUGACAGGAAGUCACCCAUUGUUGCAUGUAAAUUCACUCAUCCCUAAUUUAGAGUAAUAUAAGGUUUUCCUGUCAUAAACUUUUAACUGUAAUAUUUUCAAUAUAAAUGCCCAUUGAAGACAUUUGAAGAAACCCCUUUAUCAGAAUCAGAAUCACCUUUAUUCGCCAAGUACAUUUACAUGUAACAGGAAUUAGACCUGGUGAAAUAGUGCUGACCACAAUAAACAGAAUGUACAGACAGAAUAUAUAGACAAAGAAUUGACACAUCAUUCACAUAAAUGCUUACUUCCUCUACUAGAUGUACAGUGUGCUGACUGUGUUCUGUUUGUAUUUUCUCAAAUCCACUAUAGCCGUUGGGAUUCAAAUGAAGCUGGAUUUCUUUCAAAGGAAGUUCUGGACCGCUAGCAGACAGGUAGACACACACACACACACACACACACACACACACACACACACACACACACACACACACACACACACACACACACACACACACACACACACACACACACCUGAAUUCACUCAUUCAAACUCCAGUGCUGUGAGACAUGAUGUAUUGAUUAUUGAAUUAAAUAAUUCAUCAUAUUGAUUUGAUACAGUGUGCUGCUCUGGAUGGGAAGUGCACCAUCAGCUGUGAUAAUGAGGUAAGAACAGAACAGUCCCUGUCUGAAACUCCCCUCAUUCAACUUACUGUUUCUGGGCUUCUCUCUUCCUGUCUCAACUUUCCCACUUCCUGUCUGUACUGUCUCUGACCUUUCUCUGUUCCCACUCACUAUUGAAUUGCUACAUUAUGUCCUGUGCUGAUGAUUUGUAUCUUCCUAUUGUCUCUAUUCUUAGGACAUCAAGUGUUACCUCAUAGACAACAACGGCUUUAUUCUGGUCACAGAAGACUACUCUCAGGUACCACUUACAUACAUAAGACACGUAUGUUUGUCCUGUGUCCUGUAGCUCCCCUAGGUCCUAGUAUUUGCCUUUAAAUAAACCAUAUUUUCUUCCUCAGACAGGGAAGUUCUUUGGCGAGGUGGAGGCUGCUGUUAUGAACAAGCUGCUCCUCAUUGGCUCCUUCAAAAGGUUAGAGAAGCAAUAAUAUUACAAUCAUCAUACCCACAAUGUCACUCUGUCAUACACAGUCGAAGACACACCGCCAUGGCCUACACACAUUGGUGCGCAUACAUACACACACUAAUGUCCUGUUGUCUCCUCUCUGUAGGAUCAAUCUGCAUGACUACCAGGCUCUCUGUAGAGAGUAUGCUGGCAGCAGUGAUAGUGGACACUGUUUAUCACAUGUAAGUUCCGCCCCUAAAUGAUUCACCAGCCUUACGUCCAGUCAAUGUUAAAUCCACUUAACGCAAAUUAUUUAAUUUCUUCUCUUCCAGCCCUUCUCCAUUGUGAAAUGGCUCCUGACCGAACUAGUCAUGUGAGAAUAAUACUAUCACCUUGAUAUAAUAAAAUGAUUGAUAAAGUUCCACUGAUUAUCAACCACGUACAGUGGGGAGAACAAGUAUUUGAUACACUGCCGAUUUUGCAGGUUUUCCUACUUACAAAGCAUGUAGAGGUCUGUAAUUUUUAUCAUAGGUACACUUCAACUGUGAGAGACGGAAUCUAAAACAAAAAUCCAGAAAAUCACAUUGUAUGAUUUUUAAGUAAUUCAUUUGUAUUUUAUUGCAUGACAUAAGUAUUUGAUACAUCAGAAAAGCAGAACUUAAUAUUUGGUACAGAAACCUUUGUUUGCAAUUACAGAGAUCAUACGUUUCCUGUAGGUCUUGACCAGGUGUGCACACAUUGCAGCAGGGAUUUUGGCCCACUCCUCCAUACAGACCUUCUCCAGAUCCUUCAGGUUUCGGGGCUGUCGCUGGGCAAUACGGACUUUCAGCUCCCUCCAAAGAUUUUCUAUUGGGUUCAGGUCUGGAGACUGGCUAGGCCACUCCAGGACCUUGAGAUGCUUCUUACGGAGCCACUCCUUAGUUGCCCUGGCUGUGUGUUUCGGGUCGUUGUCAUGCUGGAAGACCCAGCCACGACCCAUCUUCAAUGCUCUUACUGAGGGAAGGAGGUUGUUGGCCAAGAUCUCGCGAUACAUGGCCCCAUCCAUCCUCCCCUCAAUACGGUGCAGUCGUCCUGUCCCCUUUGCAGAAAAGUAUCCCCAAAGAAUGAUGUUUCCACCUCCAUGCUUCACGGUUGGGAUGGUGUUCUUGGGGUUGUACUCAUCCUUCUUCUUCCUCCAAACACGGCGAGUGGAGUUUAGACCAAAAAGCUCUAUUUUUGUCUCAUCAGACCACAUGACCUUCUCCCAUUCCUCCUCUGGAUCAUCCAGAUGGUCAUUGGCAAACUUCAGACGGGCCUGGACAUGCGCUGGCUUGAGCAGGGGGACCUUGCGUGCGCUGCAGGAUUUUAAUCCAUGACGGCGUAGUGUGUUACUAAUGGUUUUCUUUGAGACUGUGGUCCCAGCUCUCUUCAGGUCAUUGACCAGGUCCUGCCGUGUAGUUCUGGGCUGAUCCCUCACCUUCCUCAUGAUCAUUGAUGCCCCACGAGGUGAGAUCUUGCAUGGAGCCCCAGACCGAGGGUGAUUGACCGUCAUCUUGAACUUCUUCCAUUUUCUAAUAAUUGCGCCAACAGUUGUUGCCUUCUCACCAAGCUGCUUGCCUAUUGUCCUGUAGCCCAUCCCAGCCUUGUGCAGGUCUACAAUUUUAUCCCUGAUGUCCUUACACAGCUCUCUGGUCUUGGCCAUUGUGGAGAGGUUGGAGUCUGUUUGAUUGAGUGUGUGGACAGGUGUCUUUUAUACAGGUAACGAGUUCAAACAGGUGCAGUUAAUACAGGUAAUGAGUGGAGAACAGGAGGGCUUCUUAAAGAAAAACUAACAGGUCUGUGAGAGCCGGAAUUCUUACUGGUUGGUAGGUGAUCAAAUACUUAUGUCAUGCAAUAAAAUGCAAAUUAAUUACUUAAAAAUCAUACAAUGUGAUUUUCUGGAUUUUUGUUUUAGAUUCCGUCUCUCAUAGUUGAAGUGUACCUAUGAUAACAAUUACAGACCUCUACAUGCUUUGUAAAUAGGAAAACCUGCAAAAUUGGCAGAGUAUCAAAUACUUGUUCUCCCCACUGUAUAAAUGUUUUAUUAUAUAAAUGUAUAUUUUGAAUGUGUAUGUUUGUGUCUUCCUCUUCAGUUUCCUGCUGGAGUUCAACCUGUACAGCUGGUGGCAUGUUGACCUCUCUGUCAAAGGUCAGUAUGUGCAUGAUAAUAAACUGGGUGGUUCGAACCAUGAAUGCUGAUUGGCUGACAGCCGUAGUAUAUCAGACUGUAUACCACGUGUAUGACAAAACAUUUAUGUUUACUGCUCUAAUGACGUUGGAAACCAGUAUAAAAUAGCAAUAAGGCACCUCGAGGCUCAGAAUAAAUUAGAGGAAAAACAAAAAGAAAUGGAGAAACUUAUUCAAGAAAGAUCAAGUGUAAUAUAUUAUAAAAAUAAAGCAAACUGGAUGGAAUAUGGGGAAAAAUGAACCAAAUUAUUUUUUUAUCUUCAACAUAGGAAUGCUACCAAAAAGAAUUUAAUGAAACUGGUUAGAAUUGACGGAGUAACCCAUGAUUCACCAAAUUAUAUUUUGAAGGAGGAAACAAAGUACUUUAAGCAUAUGUUUUCGUUUCAGUCGCCUCCAUCUCCUCUAUCUGAAGCUAAUUGUAGAGAGCUUUUUUCUAUUGAUAAUAUAAAAUUAACAUCCAUACAGAAAGACUAAUGUGAAGGUGAAAUUACAGAGGAGGAACUUCUGAAUGCAAUUAAAGACUUUAAGCCCGGGAAAACACGGACUUUCAACUCCCUCCAAAGAUUUUCUAUGGGGUUGAGAUCUGGAGACUGGCUAGGCCACUCCAGGACCUUGAAAUGCUUCUUACGAAGCCACUCCUUCGUUGCCCGGGCGGUGUGUUUGGGAUCAUUGUCAUGCUGAAAGACCCAGCCACGUUUCAUCUUCAAUGCCCUUGCUGAUGGAAGGAGGUUUUCACUCAAAAUCUCACGAUACAUGGCCCCAUUCAUUCUUUCCUUUACACGGAUCAGUUGUCCUGGUCCCUUUGCAGAAAAACAGCCCCAAAGCAUGAUGUUUCCACCCCCAUGCUUCACAGUAGGUAUGGUGUUCUUUGGAUGCAACUCAGCAUUCUUUGUCCUCCAAACACGACGAGUUGAGUUUUUACCAAAAAGUUCUAUUUUGGUUUCAUCUGACCAUAUGACAUUCUCCCAAUCCUCUUCUGGAUCAUCCAAAUGCACUCUAGCAAACUUCAGACGGGCCUGGACAUGUACUGGCUUAAGCAGGGGGACACGUCUGCCACUGCAGGAUUUGAGUCCCUGGCGGCGUAGUGUGUUACUGAUGGUAGGCUUUGUUACUUUGGUCCCAGCUCUCUGCAGGUCAUUCACUAGGUCCCCCCGUGUGGUUCUGGGAUUUUUGCUCACCGUUCUUGUGAUCAUUUUGACCCCACGGGGUGAGAUCUUGCGUGGAGCCCCAGAUCGAGGGAGAUUAUCAGUGGUCUUGUAUGUCUUCUAUUUCCUAAUAAUUGCUCCCACAGUUGAUUUCUUCAAACCAAGCUGCUUACCUAUUGCAGAUUCAGUCUUCCCAGCCUGGUGCAGGUCUACCAUUUUGUUUCUUGUGUCCUUUGACAGCUCUUUGGUCUUGGCCAUAGUGGAGUUUGGAGUGUGACUGUUUGAGGUUGUGGACAGGUGUAUUUUAUACUGAUAACAAGUUCAAACAGGUGCCAUUAAUACAGGUAACGAGUGGAGGACAGAGGAGCCUCUUAAAGAAGAAGUUACAGGUCUGUGAGAGCCAGAAAUCUUGUUUGUUUGUAGGUGACCAAAUACUUAUUUUCCACCAUAAUUUGCAAAUAAAAUCAUUAAAAAUCCUACAAUGUGAUUUUCUGGAUUUUUUUUUCUCAAUUUGUCUGUCAUAGUUGAUGUGUACCUAUGAUGAAAAUUACAGGCCUCUCUCAUCUUUUUAAGUGGGAGAAUUUGCACAAUUGGUGGCUGACUAAAUACUUUUUUUCCCCACUGUACUAAGAGGUCCGUUAUUAGCAUGUUUUAACCACUCCUAUGUAAAUGGUAGAUUAUCUGACACUCAAGAAGAAGGUCUGAUCUCAUUAUUACUGAAACAGGAUACAAGUGGAAAAUAUAAAGAUCCAGUCCAUUAAUAAAAUUGGAGGCCCCUUACACUUCAGUGUUGUGAUGCAAAAAUUCUAGCAAAAUGUAUAGCGCAUAGAAUUAAAAAGGUAUUGUCGGAUAUUAUUCAUUCUAAUCAGACAGGUUUUUUACAUGGAAGAUACAUUGGAGAUAAUAUAAGGCAAGUAUUGGAAACAAUAGAACACUAUGGGAAAUCUGAGAAACCAGGCCUGCUAUUCAUAGCAGACUUUGAAAAGGCAUUUGAUAAAGUACGACUGCGGUUUAUAUAUAAAUGCCUCGAGCAUUUCAAUUUUGGUGAAUCUCUUAUAAAAUGGGUCAAAAUCAUGUAUAGUAACCCUAGGUGUAAAAUAGUAAAUAAUGGCUAUUUCUCAGAAAGUUUUAAACUGUGAAGAGGAGUGAAACAAGGUUGUCCACUAUCUAUUUAUUGUGGCCAUCGAGAUGUUACCUAUUAAAAUCAGAUCCAACAAUAAUAUCAGGGGAUUAGAAAUCCAGGGCUUAAAAACAAAGGUGUCAUUGUACGCUGAUGAUUCAUGUUUUCUUUUAAAUCCACAACUAGAAUCACUCCACAGCCUCAUAGAGGAUCUAGAUACAUUUUCUAACCUCUCUGGAUUACAACCAAAUUAUGACAAAUGUACUAUAUUACGUAUUGGAUCAAUAAAAAAUACAAUUUUUACAUUACCAUGUAGUUUACCAAUAAAAUGGUCUGAUGGUGAUGUGGAUAUACUCGGAAUACAUAUCCCAAAGGAAAUAAAUGAUCUCACUUCAAUAAAUUAUAAUAGAAAGUUAGCAAAAAUAGAUAAGAUCUUGCUACCAUGGAAAGGUAAAUACCUGAUUAAAAAUCACCCUGAUUAACUCUUUAGUAUUAUCCCAGUUUACCUAUUUACUUAUGGUCUUGCCUACGCCUAGCGAACAGUUUUUUAAAUUAUAUGAGAAAAAAAUAUUCAAUUUUAUUUGGAACGGCAAGCCAGACAAAAUUAAACAGGCCUAUUUAUAUAAUGAAUAUGAAUUCGGAGGACAGAAAUUAUUAAAUAUUAAAGCAUUAGACCUAUCACUAAAAGCUUCAGUCAUACAAAAGUUAUACUUAAAUCCGAACUGGUUCUCUAGCAAAUUAGUAAGAUUGUCUCACCCAAUGUUCAAGAAUGGCCUUUUUCCCUUUAUUCAGAUUACAACAACUAAUUUGCAGUUAUUUGAAAAGGAAAUAAUCUCCCAAAUAUCACUAUUUCUAAAACAAGCCAUAGAAAGUUGGUUGCAAUUUCAAUUUAAUCCUCCAGAAACGACAGAACAAAUAAUGCAACAAAUAUUGUGGUUAAACUCAAAUAUACUAAUUGACAAAAAACCUAUUUUUUUUGACGAAAUGUUUAAAAAAGGUAUAAUCUUUGUAAAUGAUAUCAUCGGUAGGAAUGGUGGAGUUAUGUCGACACAUGCAGCUAACAAAAACAUAUGGAAAUGUCUGCUCUACCCAAAAUUAUAACCAAAUAAUUGCAGCCUUACCGCAAAAAUGGUAGAGGAAAGUGGAAGGGGGAGAAAGUAAGGAGCUUGUCUGUCGGCCUUGCAUUAAAGAACAUAAUUGGUUAAGGAAAACUGUGAUAAAUAAAAAAGUAUAUCAGUUUCAUUUAAGGACCAAAGGAUUGACAGCCGUCCCAUUAUGAUUGCAAAAUAGUUGGGAAGAGAUUUUUGACGUACCGAUCCCAUGGAAUAGUGUUUAUGAACUGAUACGCAAAACGACACCGGAUUCAAAACUUAGAAUCUUUCAGUUUACAUUAUUAUAUAACAUUCUUGCUACCAAUAGAAUGUUAUUGAUAUGGGGGAUACAAUCUUCCCAGCUCUGCAGAUUUAGCUGCGAAGAGACAGAAUCAUUAGAUCAUUUGUUAUGUAACUGUCCAUUUGUAGCUUGUUUUUGGACACAUGUCCAAGAAUGGCUAAAGGAUUGCAAUAUUUACCUUGCGCUAACCCUGCAGAUAGCACUACUGGGUGAUCUGAAAAGUCAUAGUUAAUCGAUCAAUAACAUAAUAAUACUAUUAGCAAAAAUGUUUAUUUUCAAUUCACAAUCUGUAGAAACAAUGAGAAUAGAAAGGUUCAAAACUUUUGUAAGACAUCACAGUACAGUUGAAAUAUAUAUGGCAAAUAGAAAUCCUAUAUGGAUGGUGUUAAAAGAUAGAUGGGAGGUGUUGAAUGGAAUUGAAGGAUGGGACUAAUAACAACUAACAACAAACAAUAACAAGAUAACUAAUAAUGUAGGCACGCUGUGUCCAUAAUAAGUGUAUAGGUUGUAGGUUGGGAGCUUUUGUGAAGGAGCACAGUUAGAAAGAUAUGGCAUAUAGAAGCAAACCGGAUGGACAUCAUGAAAAUGAUCGGAGAGGUUGAGAGUAGAAGAAGUUCUGGAGAAAGAACAAACAAAAUGUAAUUAUUGUAAAAUUGACUGUGUCCAUAAAAUGUAGAUAGUAAGUAUAAGCUGGAUGUAGAGGCCAAGCAUUGUUGUUCACUAGUUUACUCCAAGUAGGGAAAGGGUGGCGGGGUUGGAAAGUAAUAAAGGGGAAUAUAUAUAUGUUUUUUUUAAAGGAUAUGUAUGUGUAUGUAUGUAUGUACAGUGAGGGAAAAAAGUAUUUGAUCCCCUGCUGAUUUUGUAAGUUUGCCCACUGACAAAGAAAUUAUCAGUCUAUAAUUUUAAUGGUAGGUUUAUUUGAACAGUGAGAGACAGAAUAACAACAACAAAAUCCAGAAAAACGCAUGUCAAAAAUGUUAUACAUUUAUUUGCAUUUUAAUGAGGGAAAUAAGUAUUUGACCCCCUCUCAUUCAGAAAGAUUUCUGGCUCCCAGGUGUGUUUUAUACAGGUAAUGAGCUGUAUAAAGGGAGUGCUCCUAAUCUCAGCUUGUUACCUGUAUAAAAGACACCUGUCCACAGAAGCAAUCAAUCAAUCAGAUUCCAAACUCUCCACCAUGGCCAAGACCAAAGAGCUCUCCAAGGAUGUCAGGGACAAGAUUGUCGACCUACACAAGGCUGGAAUGGGCUACAAGACCAUCGCCAAGCAGCUUGGUGAGAAGGUGACAACAGUUGGUGCGAUUAUUCGCAAAUGGAAGAAACACAAAAUAACUGUCAAUCUCCCUUGGCCUGGAGCUCCAUGCAAGAUCUCACCUCGUGGAGUUGCAAUGAUCAUGAGAACGGUGAGGAAUCAGCCCAGAACUACACGGGAGGAUCUUGUCAAUGAUCUCAAGGCAGCUGGGACCAUAGUCACCAAGAAAACAAUUGGUAACACACUAUGCCGUUAAGGACUGAAAUCCCCUGCUCAAGAAAGCACAUAUACAUGCUCGUCUGAAGUUUGCCAAUGAAUAUCUGAAUGAUUCAGAGGAGAACUGGGUGAAAGUGUUGUGGUCAGAUGAGACCAAAAUUGAGCUCUUUGGCAUCAACUCAACUCGCCGUAUUUGGAGGAGGAGGAAUGCUGCCUAUGACCCCAAGAACACCAUCCCCACCGUCAAACAUGGAGGUAGAAACAUUAUGCUUUGGGGGUGUUUUUCUGCUAAGGGGACAGGACAACUUCACCGCAUCAAAGGGACGAUGGACGGGGCCUUGUACCGUCAAAUCUUGGGUGAGAACCUCCUUCCCUCAGCCAGGGCAUUGGAAAUGGGUCGUGGAUGGGUAUUCCAGCAUGACAAUGUCCCAAAACGUACGGCCAAGGCAACAAAGGAGUGGCUCAAGAAGAAGCACAUUAAGGUCCUGGAGUGACCUAGCCAGUCUCCAGACCUCAAUCCCAUAGAAAAUCUGUGGAGGGAGCUGACGGUUCGAGUUGCCAAACGUCAGCCUCAAAAUCUUAAUGACUUGGAGAAGAUCUGCAAAGAGGAGUGGGACAAAAUCCCUCCUGAGAUGUGUGCAAACCUGGUGGCCAACUACAAGAAACGUCUGACCUCUGUGAUUGCCAACAAGGGUUUUGCCACCAAGUACUAAGUCAUGUUUUGCAGAGGGGUCAAAAACAUAUUUCCCUCAUUAAAAUGUAAAUCAAUUUAUAACAUUUUUGACAUGCGUUUUUCUGGAUUUUGUUGUUGUUAUUCUGUCUCUCACGGUUCAAAUAAACCUACCAUUAACAUUAUAGACUGAUAAUUUCUUUGUCAGUGAGCAAACGUACAAAAUCAGCAGGGGAUCAAAUACUUUUUUCCCUCACUGUAUGUGUGUGUGUGUGUGUGUAUAUAUAUGUAUAUAUAUAUAUAUAUAUAUAUAUAUAUAUGUAUAUAUAUAUAUAUAUAUACAGUGGGGAGAACAAGUAUUUGAUACCCUGCCGAUUUUGCAGGUUUUCCUACUGCAGCAGGGAUUUUGGCCCACUCCUCCAUACAGACCUUCUCCAGAUCCUUCAGGUUUCGGGGCUGUCGCUGGGCAAUACGGACUUUCAGCUCCCUCCAAAGAUUUUCUAUUGGGUUCAGGUCUGGAGACUGGCUAGGCCACUCCAGGACCUUGAGAUGCUUCUUACGGAGCCACUCCUUAGUUGCCCUGGCUGUGUGUUUCAGGUCGUUGUCAUGCUGGAAGACCCAGCCACGACCCAUCUUCAAUGCUCUUACUGAGGGAAGGAGGUUGUUGGCCAAGAUCUCGCGAUACAUGGCCCCAUCCAUCCUCCCCUCAAUACAGUGCAGUCGUCCUGUCCCCUUUGCAGAAAAGCAUCCCCAAAGAAUGAUGUUUCCACCUCCAUGCUUCACGGUUGGGAUGGUGUUCUUGGGGUUGUACUCAUCCUUCUUCUUCCUCCAAACACAGCGAGUGGAGUUUAGACCAAAAAGCUAUAUUUUUGUCUCAUCAGACCACAUGACCUUCUCCCAUUCCUCCUCUGGAUCAUCCAGAUGGUCAUUGGCAAACUUCAGAUGGGCCUGGACAUGCGCUGGCUUGAGCAGGGGGACCUUGCGUGCGCUGCAGGAUUUUAAUCCAUGACGGCGUAGUGUGUUACUAAUGGUUUUCUUUGAGACUGUGGUCCCAGCUCUCUUCAGGUCAUUGACCAGGUCCUGCCGUGUAGUUCUGGGCUGAUCCCUCACCUUCCUCAUGAUCAUUGAUGCCCCACGAGGUGAGAUCUUGCAUGGAGCCCCAGACCGAGGGUGAUUGACCGUCAUCUUGAACUUCUUCCAUUUUUUAAUAAUUGCGCCAACAGUUGUUGCCUUCUCACCAAGCUGCUUGCCUAUUGUCCUGUAGCCCAUCCCAGCCUUGUGCAGGUCUACAAUUUUAUCCCUGAUGUCCUUACACAGCUCUCUGGUCUUGGCCAUUGUGGAGAGGUUGGAGUCUGUUUGAUUGAAUGUGUGGACAGGUGUCUUUUAUACAGGUAACGAGUUCAAACAGGUGCAGUUAAUACAGGUAAUGAGUGGAGAACAGGAGGGCUUCUUAAAGAAAAACUAACAGGUCUGUGAGAGCCGGAAUUCUUACUUGUUGGUAGGUGAUCAAAUACUUAUGUCAUGCAAUAAAAUACAAAUUAAUUACUUAAAAAUCAUACAAUGUGAUUUUCUGGAUUUUUGUUUUAGAUUCCGUCUCUCACAGUUGAAGUGUACCUAUGAUAAAAAUUACAGACCUCUACAUGCUUUGUAAGUAGGAAAACCUGCAAAAUCGGCAGUGUAUCAAAUACUUGUUCUCCCCACUGUAUAUAUAUAUAUAUAAAAACAUGGGGGAUUGGAAGUGAUGCAGACAAUUACAUUGAUGGAAGUUACAAUCUAUCUGCAAUAUUAAGCUGAUCUACCCCCCCCAAAAAAAGUAUGUGCAUGAUUAUAAACUGGGUGGUCGAUCCAUGAAUGCUGAUUGGCUGACAGCCGUGGUAUAUCAGACUGUAUACCACGGGUAUGACAAAACAUUUAUUUUUACUACUCUAAUUACGUUGGUAACCAGUAUAAAAUAGCAAUAAGGCACCUCGGGGGUUUGUGGUAUAUGGCCAACAUACCACGGCUAAGGGCUGUAUCCAGGCACUCCGUGUUGCGUCGUGCAUAAGAACAGCCCUUAGCCGUGGUAUAUUGGCCAUAUACCACACCCCCUCGGGCCUUAUUGCUUAAAUAUACCUUGAAGUGUGUGUGCUCACGUGUGUGUGCGCAUACAUGAAUGAGUGUGUGUGUGUGUGUGUGUGUGUGUGUGUGUGUGUGUGUGUGUGUGUGUGUGUGUGUGUGUGUGUGUGUGUGUGUGUGUGUGUGUAUGUGUGUGUGUGUGUGUGUGUGUGUGUGAGAGAGUCAUGUGUGUUUUUAGUAUGUUAACAUUUACAUGUCUCAUUUCUAGCCCAAAGCUCGAGGGGAAAGACCAUGAUGGUGCCAUGUGAUACUGAGUACCCUGCCUUCGUCUCUGAGCGUACCAUCAAAGAAACCACAGGCAAUAUUGACUGUGAGGGCUGUGUCAGGUACUGGGAAUACAGUUACCUUGGUAUUAUGCACUGAUAAACUCACUUAACCAGUGUGUUGAUAGUGUUUACAGGAUCAUGCGUUAGUGGGAUAAUAUUACAAGCAUCAACUGAAUCGACUCUUCUCUCUCUCGUUUUUUCUCUCUGUCUCCCUCUCCCUUCCUCCCUCCUUCCCUCCUCAGAUCUUUUGUUAUUCAGCAGAUUCCCAGCAGUAACCUCUUCAUGGUUGUCGUAGACAACAAGUGUGACUGUAGCUCCGCCCUUCCAGUUUCCAUGGACCCCAUUGAGAUUAUGUAUAUCCUUGUGAAGUUUGGGAAUAUUGAGUGUGUUUUUUUGUAAAAAGGUUUUGAGUGUGUUUUUACUAGGAAGGGUUUUUGAGUGAGCUUUUGUAAGUGAACUCAAACGUUUGUUUUCUGAGAAUGUGAACCGCUUCUGAGGUACUUCAUAGUCAGAGGUAUUAAUACAUUUCUCAUACAUGUAGGUCAUUUUAAAACGUGCAUUACGGUUUGUGUUUCUCAUCAUGCUCGAAUUAUGUUGCAGAAGCGGUCAGCGCAGUGUCAGUUAAAUGCAUAUCUGAGUAUUUCCAUCCUUAACCCCUCUGAACACAACGAAUCUCUGAAAUGUGAUAGGCUGAAGUUUCAGAAGGACAGGAAGCGGCCAGAAUCAUGUCAUCCUUUCCACCCUGAGGUAUGUAGUAUGUAUAUGCUCUGUGAUAACAUGAAAAUGUACAUGAACACCUUUUUUUGGUUGUGUAAUAAUGUGACAGUAAGCACGUAUGUGACCAUCUGUAUAUUGUCUGAACCAUAUAGAUAUAUAGAUACAGAGUGUAUGUAUUAAUUCUAGUAUUUCUGUGUUCUGAUGCCCCCUGCGUCUGCUGCAGGAGAAUGCCAUGGAGUGUGGAGGAGCAGCAGGCCUGUCUGCCCCCCUCACAGCAGCACUGCUCCCCCUGCUGGCCACUCUCUUCACCAGAUGACCGUACCGCCCCCGAGGCCCAACACACUGGACCCAACACUGGAGAGACUGAUAGACCGGCUUUAGCGCACCAUCAAAUGCUGACAAAGCGCAGGGAGCCUCGCCAACCAGAAGAACUUGCUCAUAACUAA
This is a messenger RNA of Coregonus sp. 'balchen', 34144 nucleotides long. The record is from the annotation of a GenBank genome assembly. NCBI's taxonomy places the organism in Eukaryota, Metazoa, Chordata, Actinopteri, Salmoniformes, Salmonidae.